UAAGCAAUGGGUUAUUGUGUUGCACCUAAUUGUAAAAGUAAGUCUACCGACGUUCGAUUGUUCAGAUUUCCUGCAGAUAAGCAGAGGAGAGCGAAAUGGGUGCAGAACUGCAGACGGGAUAAGUGGCAGCCAACUGAACAUUCUAAACUGUGUGAGCUUCAUUUCGAAGAAUCGCAGUUUGAACUGAAAAGAGCUGACGGAAGGAAGCUGCUGAAAUGGAAUGCGGUUCCCACAAUUUUUAAUGUGAAAAAGUUGAAAAAUGUUUUCUCAUUUGUCUCCAUAAAUAAUUUCAUUGUUUAAAUUUUGAGUAUUUAUUUGUGAUGUGACUUGGUGAAAUUGCUUUUUAUACAAGAAUAA
Messenger RNA from Centruroides sculpturatus (bark scorpion), 357 nucleotides. RefSeq names its product 52 kDa repressor of the inhibitor of the protein kinase-like. Lineage: Eukaryota; Metazoa; Arthropoda; Arachnida; Scorpiones; Buthidae. The record is from RefSeq and is a predicted model, not a curated record. The transcript is spliced from 2 exons. The coding region runs from base 7 to 300 and encodes 97 amino acids.